Paraglomus brasilianum is the source of this 447-nucleotide messenger RNA. The record is from the annotation of a GenBank genome assembly. Lineage: Eukaryota; Fungi; Glomeromycota; Glomeromycetes; Paraglomerales; Paraglomeraceae.
AUGGUUAAUGCCAUUCCACAUAAGACUCGUAAAAGAACAGAGUUUCGGCCAUGUUCGUAUUAUAAUUCCAGUCCAGAUUCACUCAAUGUAACACUUUCACCUGACCCGCUUGUGCCUGGGAGCCCUGCCACCUUGACUAUAUUCGGAACAUCGACACGAAUUAUUCCCCCAGGUUCUGAGCUUAGUACUCGAUUGAGGGAAUAUAAUAACAAUCGCAUAAUUUAUGAUGUGAGUUUUUGCGCCAUACCUGGAAUUGCAUGUCCAAUGCCAGCUGGAACCACAUUCAAAAUAACAAAAGAGCUGAUCUAUUCGCCUACGACAUACACUAUUGCAGUUGGCAUAGUGGAUCGAGACAACUUGAUGGCCUGUGCGGAUACGACCAUCGGUGUUAUGCCACGUGAUGUGACGCCUGAUGCUGUUCCUGCUUUUUUCACGUUUAAAGACUAA